AUGAAUUCCUCCGACUUCACAACCUUUGGCUGCGCCUUCUUCAACAUCUGCAUUCCUGACACCACCCCCACCCCCACCCCCUCAUCCAAUGACAGUAAUAAAUGCCUGUUCCAUGGAUGUGGUAUGACAAUUUUGAUCAGUCUUUUGGUCGUACUUUCCCCGUGUUACAUUGUUAUUCUGUGGUUUGUACUACGCCCUAUAUUUCGUUGUGUGCGCGCUGUGUUCCGCGCUGUAUGGAGUGUGCUCCGCGCUAUAGUCUUUGCGCUCUUCGGUAGUGUCUUGCAUCCGCAACUAGAUUUGACGGAGGACGACGAGUUGCAUGCAGGAAGUGGAAGUUCUCUCCCUCUAGUGCUUUGCGGAACUUGGCUGAGACCUCCUUCACCUAUCGAGGAAGCCACGAGUGCGAGUCAGCCAAGUACUCGGCCUGUAUCUGCAUCUAUCAGCUCUCAAGCUGCAUAUCAAUCUGCUCUUGGAGUUAGCGUGUCUGGGUCUGCAAAUCGCCCAGAAGCCUCGAAGACCGCUGUGAUCAUUCAUAUGCCAUCUCCCGUUUUCAAGUGUUGGAAGGAUAGAGAGGACCCUCCAUUUGAUUCCAAUGGUCCAGAUAAUGUGUUAUCAGAUUAUCAAAUAGGCAUCGCGCAAGUUCACCCCAAUAUAAAGAUUGCAGGUUCAGCUGCUCGGCUAUUGGCUUCAGUGCAAAACGAUAUGUUCUUCGCGAACCCCGCUCUCGUCUGA
Molecule: messenger RNA, 732 nt
Organism: Suillus clintonianus
Lineage: Eukaryota; Fungi; Basidiomycota; Agaricomycetes; Boletales; Suillaceae
Exons: 5
Coding region: 1-732 (243 amino acids)
Source: RefSeq, a predicted model, not a curated record